Molecule: messenger RNA, 873 nt
Organism: Selaginella moellendorffii
Lineage: Eukaryota; Viridiplantae; Streptophyta; Lycopodiopsida; Selaginellales; Selaginellaceae
Product: lysine histidine transporter-like 6
Exons: 5
Coding region: 1-798 (265 amino acids)
Cellular component (GO): plasma membrane
Source: RefSeq, a predicted model, not a curated record
AUGAGGGCCUCUCUAUCAGCCCGUGAUCAACAGGUGGGUGGUACAGAAUCUCAUGAGCGCGAAGAUCGCAUGAGUAACGCUGCAAUCUACUCCGUCUUUUGGAAUUGUCUACGGCGUAUACUGCGACCGGAACACCAUCCCAAGUGGUGGUACUCAACCGUUCACAUCGCGACGGCUAUGCUAGGAGCCGGAGUUUUGAGCCUUCCGUCGACAAUGGUCUACCUGGGAUGGCUUGGGUUCAUAGUUGGUUUGCAGCAGAUCGUAGUCCAGGUGACUGCCAACAUUGCUUACUUGGUAACUGGCGGCCAGGCGCUCAAGAGGUUCGGGGAUCUUGUUCUGAGUCGCGAGAUUCAGCACGGGAAGUUUGAGCUUGCUGUGGCAUGGAUAUCCGCGUUUGCUGGAGUUCAGGCGUUUGGGCAACAGCUAUACGGCUUAAGAGUUCGCAAGUAUCGUAUCUCUACUGCAACUGGAGACUACAGAGCCUCUAAUGCACUCGGAGAGAUUGCGUUUGCCUAUGGAGGCCAAAACAUUGCUCUCGAGAUCCAAGCAAUGAUGAGAUCAACGAGGCACAAGCCGUCUAAGCUACCAAUGUGGAAUGGAGUUUUGGUGGCUUAUGUCAUGGUUGCCGUUUGCUAUUUCCCAGUCGCUGGAGUUGGCUAUUGGGCUCUUGGCAACUUGACUUGCUACGAAAACGUUCUGGACGUCCUCGAUAAACCAAAGUGGCUGAUAGGGACAGCCAACUUGAUGCUUAUGCUGCACCUCACAGGGAGUUACCAGGUUUUUGCUUUGCCGAGAUGAUGGACUAACUUGCUGGCUCAAUGCUUGGAUUAGGCCUCUUUACGAUUUACGUGUUUGGUUGCGGUGAUCAUACCU